Drosophila eugracilis is the source of this 1342-nucleotide messenger RNA. RefSeq names its product gustatory receptor 10a (gene Gr10a). Gene Ontology annotation, cellular component: membrane. The transcript is spliced from 2 exons. Bases 18 to 1235 code for a protein of 405 amino acids. Lineage: Eukaryota; Metazoa; Arthropoda; Insecta; Diptera; Drosophilidae. The record is from RefSeq and is a predicted model, not a curated record. Gene Ontology annotation, biological process: sensory perception of taste.
ACAAAAGCAGAGCCGUAAUGACAUCGCCGGAUGACCGGAGUUUCUGGGAACGACACGAAUUCAAGUUCUACCAAUACGGACAUGUCUACGCCUUGAUUUAUGGCCAAGUUGUGAUAGACUACGUACCUCAGAAGGCAUUGAGACGAGGGGUAAAGGUGCUCCUGAUUCUGUAUGGACAUCUGUUUAGCAUGCUGUUGAUUGUGGUGCUGCCAGGAUAUUUCUGUUACCAUUUCCGGACUUUAACCGACACUCUAGACCGUCGCCUGCAAUUGCUGUUCUAUGUGAGCUUUGCCAAUACCGCGAUUAAGUAUGCCACUGUUAUCGUGACCUAUGUGGCCAAUACCGUGCACUUUGAGGCCAUCAAUCAGAGAUGCACGCUGCAGAGGAUGCACUUGGAGCAGGUGUUCAAGAAUGCCCCGCAGGAACCGAAGAAACCUUUUGAGUUCUUCAUGUACUUCAAGUUCUGCCUGAUCAAUCUGAUGAUGAUGAUCCAAGUAUGUGGCAUCUUUGCCCAGUACGGGGAGAAGGCUUCGGUUAGCCAGGUGCGAGUCCAUUUCGCCAUCUAUGCCUUUGUGUUGUGGAAUUAUACAGAGAACAUGGCUGACUAUUGCUAUUGGAUCAAUGCCUCGGUGCUAAAGUACUACAGGCAGUUCAAUCUCCAGUUGGGAGCACUCAGGGACGAGAUGGAUGGCCUGCGACCUGGAGGAAUGCUUCUCCAUCGCUGCUGCGAGCUGAGUGAUCGUCUGGAGGAGCUGCGGAGAAGAUGCCGCAAGAUAAAUGACCUGCAAAAGGAUAGCUUUAGAAUGCAUCAGUUCCAGCUUAUAGGCCUCAUGUUGAGCACCCUCAUCAACAAUCUUACCAACUUCUAUACUCUGUUCCAUAUGCUGGCCAAACAGUCGCUGGAGGAGGUCAGCUAUCCGGUGGUUGUGGGUUCCGUCUAUGCCACUGGCUUCUAUAUAGACACCUACAUCGUGACCCUGGUCAAUGAGCAUAUCAAACUGGAGCUGGAUGGUGUUGCCUUGACUGUGCGGAGAUUCGCUGAGCCACCGGAAAGGGAUGAGCGGCUGUCCAGGGAGAUAGAACACUUCUCCCUGGAGCUACUCAACUACCAACCGCCUAUGCUCUGUGGCCUUUUGCAUCUGGAUCGUCGGUUGGUCUACCUCAUUGCAGUCACAGCCUUCUCCUACUUCAUAACCCUGGUGCAGUUCGAUCUCUAUCUGCGCAAGAAGUCCUAGUGGAAGUUCCUAAAAAAAAAGAUUGUUAAACCGAAUUUAUUACCUACUAUAAGGAAUCCUUGUAGACUUUUGAGCUUUCAAAUAUAACAAUUUAAUGGAAAGUUCUA